CGCACGCCCCGCUAGCCAUGGGCAGCCGCGACCACCUGUUCAAAGUUCUGGUGGUGGGGGACGCCGCAGUGGGCAAGACGUCGCUGGUGCAGCGAUAUUCCCAGGACAGCUUCAGCAAACACUACAAGUCCACGGUGGGAGGCGCACUGUGAACUCAAGUCUCCAGCCUUUCAGCUGUCGGGCAUCUCUCCAAUCAGCAGAAGCAGCUGAGAUCCUCUGGGGGCCUCCUGGUUAGGUGCCGGCUGGGGCUGUAGUUCUGCCCCUCUGUUGAGGAAGGAACCGCAAGGUGUUUAACCUGGCUUCAGUGGGAGAACGCAGGAAGCGGAACUGGUCUGAAGGACUCUAGCUUUGUUGUGGGGCUGGAAGACACAAAAUCCCCAAACGAGCCCCUUGGCUACGCAGUCAGAUGCCCAUGAAGGCUGAUGAGCUGUGUUUUUGUCCGUUGAUUGCUUAAAUAAAAGUAACCAAGGAAUUCUUCGAAGAAUGUGAAAUAUACCACUUCUCUGACCUAUCUUCCCACCACUUUUUUCCUCAAACUGAAGAAGUGGAUUUUGCUCUGAAGGUUCUCCAGUGGUCUGACUCCGAGAUAGUGCGACUUCAGCUGUGGGAUAUUGCAGGGCAGGAGCGCUUCACCUCUAUGACACGACUGUAUUAUCGGGAUGCCUCUGCCUGUGUUAUUAUGUUUGACGUUACCAAUGCCACUACCUUCAGCAACAGCCAGAGGUGGAAACAGGACCUAGACAGCAAGCUCACACUACCCAAUGGAGAGCUGGUGCCCUGCCUGCUCUUGGCCAACAAGUGUGAUCUAUCCCCUUGGGCAGUGAGCCGGGACCAGAUUGACCGUUUCAGUAAAGAGAAUGGUUUCACAGGUUGGACAGAAACAUCAGUCAAGGAGAACAAAAAUAUUAAUGAGGCUAUGAGAGUCCUCAUUGAAAAGAUGAUGAGAAAUUCCAGAGAAGAUAUCAUGUCUUUGUCCACCCAAGGGGACUACAUCAAUCUACAAACCAAGUCCUCCAGCUGGUCCUGCUGCUAGUAGUGUUUGGCUUGUUUUCCAUCCCAGUUCUGGGAGGUCUUUUAAGUCUCUUCCCUUUGGUUUUCCACCUGACAGUUUUAAGUACAUUAUAAUUGUCUCCUGACUACUGUCCAGUAAGGAGGCCCAUUGUCACUUAGAAAAGACACCUGGGACCUGUGUGCAUUUCUACAUCUCCUGGAUUAGCCUUUGACGUGUUGCUGGCUCAUGUUAGUGCCAGUUAGUGCCUUCUGUGUAAGAUCAUCUCAUCAGCCCUCGAUUUGUGAUUCAGAAUUUUGUGAGAAGGAUUAGAAAUCAGCACCUGCGUUUUAGAGAUGAUUCUCACCUACUUUUGAGCUUAUUUUUCCAUUUGAUAUUCAUUGAUAUCAUGACCUCCAAUUGAGAGGAAAAUGAGAUCAAAUGUCAUUCCCCAAAUUUCUUGUGGGCCAUUGUUUCAGAUUCUUUCUGUCUUGGAAUGUAAACAUCUGAUUCUGGAAUGCAGAAGGAGGGGGUCUGGACAUCUAUGGAUUUUUGGCUAUUAGAAGUGACCCAGAAGUCACUGUAUUUUUGAAACUUCUAAAGUCAUAAUUAAGUUUCUCUUGUCUUGGCAUCAAGAAUAGUCAAGUUUUUUGGCUGGACAUAGUGGCUCAUGCCUGUAAUCCUAGCAUUUGGGGAGGCCAAGACAGACAGAUCACUUGAGGCCAGGAGUUCGAGACCAGCCUGGCCAGCAUGGCAAAACCCCAUCUCUACUAAAAGUACAAAAAUUAGCUGGGCGUGAUGGCACGUGUCUGUAAUCCCUGUAGCUACUCUGGAGACUGAGGUGGGAGAAUCGUUUGAGACUGGGAGACAGAGGUUGCAGUGAACCGAGAUCAUGCCACUGCACUUCAGCCUGGGUGACAGAGCAAGACUCCAUCUCAAAAAAAAAAAAAAAAAGUCAUUUUUAAACUACCUAUUUCAUGCAAUGAGAGCAUUUUCUUCCACAAAGAGCUUAAUCCUCAUGAUAGGGUUGUCUAGUGUCUCUGAUUUGCAGGUUUCUGGGUUGAUGUCUUAAUGCAUAAUACUGCAAGUGACAUCAGUUGGCUGUGAUGCUUCGAAAUAGGUCUGCUCCUCACAGCUUUGGGAAUCUAAAUGGAAGAAGAAAAGGGAGAAGUUAACAGCCUCCACUGGGGCAAGUUUGUGAGCACAUAGGCACUUAGUCAUAGGAAACAUAUUACAUGCAGGCCCUAGCCUGGGGGAGGAAAGUGGAUAGACAGAAAAUCAUUAGGUAAUUUAAGUACUAAAUUGGGCAGGGCUUUUUAGUAUCAAAUCACUACUAGACUGUUUAAUUUGUUAAAUUCUCUCUAGGAUGGUGGCUUAUAACCUAACCAAAGUUAUCAAUAUUCUUGGUAAACUCAGAGGCCUAAAGUUCUUUGAUAGACCUGAAAUAAGUGUGCUAAGCAGUGGUUCCCAAGUCUGGCUGAUCAGGAAUACCUGGGAAGUUUGUUAAAAUUUGUUUAAAUGUUUUAAGAUUUUUGGGUCCUGAGCCACAUGUGGCAGCUCACGCCUGUAAUCUCAGCACUUUGGGAGGCUGAGGCAGGCGGAUUGCCUGAGGUCAGGAGUUCAAGACCAACCUGGCCAACAUACUGAAACCCCAUCUCUACUAAAAAUGCAAAAAAUUAGCUGGGCAUGGUGGCGGGCGCCUGUAAUCCCAGCUACUUGGGUGGCUGAGGCAGGAGAAUUGCUUGAACCCGGGAGGUAGAGGUUGCAGUGAGCUGAGAUUACACCAUUACACUCCAGCCUGGGCAACAAGAGUGAAACUCCAUCUCAAAAAAAAAAAAAAAAAAAAAAAAAGAUUUUUGGGUCCCAACCUCAAACCUACUGAAUCAGAAUUUCUAGGGAUGAAGCCUAGGAAUGUGUUGUUUUCAGAGCUUCCCUGGUGAUUGUGAUUAGCCUUGUUUGAAAACCAUUCCUGGAGAACUUGGUAAAGAUACAGAGACCCAGGCCUUUUGUAUUUAUAUUUAAAUACAAAUCCUGGGUUUCUAUAUGUUCUGUUAGCUUUUCGGGUGAUUCUGCUACACGGACGUCGAAAACCACUGCCCUAAGAGAUCAGAGGCCACAUAUCAGAGAGAGAAAAAGGGCCAAACCCUUUGGUGGUUUGUGGUGUGUUUUUUGAAUGCCAAUUAUUUUAACUUGCACAGUCUUCUGAAACCUUGUAUUAAUAGUUCUCUUUUGUAUUACCAUUUUCAGGUAGCAUUUUGAUUACUAUGAUUCUGAAGAUAAUAGUGGAGUAGCAAAUUUCAUUGAUAUGAAGAAAUCAUUGAUUUUCAUUCAUUGAUUUGAACACCUGCAAAAUCACAAAUAAAUGAGAACUAAGUCUUGUAUUCAUGGUAGUUAUUGGCCUUUAAUGUGAGUUUGUCAAAGUGCUGUUUUAUACUGAUAGCUCAAGAGGAUUGCAGAAAUGGAGACUUUAUUUUUUAAAUACCUGUUUAUUUGUUAAAUACCUUUUCGUUUUUUAAAUUUUUGAUUCAAGGGGUACGUGUGCAAGUUUGUUACAUGGAUAUAUUGUGUGAUGCUAAAGCUUGGGUUUCUGCUUAGCCUGUCUCCCAAGUAGUGAACAUAGCAUCCAGUAGGCAGUUUUUCAACUCUUUUGGGAGUUCUCUCUCCCUACUUUUGGGAGUCCCCAGUGUCUGUUGUUCUCAUCUUUAUGUGUGUGUCCAAUGUUUACCUCCCACUUACAAGUGAGAAAUGCGGUUAAAUACCUUCUUUUAAAAUGAAGGUAAAUAUUAUUCUGUUUACCUGUUAACUUACUAAUAUCAAUUGCUUAGAUCCAUCUGCCUGGUACCAAUUCAGUACUUGAUGUAACAUGCCAAAUACUGCUUGGAAAUGUGACCUUGUUGAAAAACUGAAUUUGCUUUCUUUUCCCAUUUGCUGACUCAGGAUUUACCUGCCUUUUCAAGCAUUGCUAGAGGCUGGCCAGUCAGCCAGCCCUUCUGGAUAUUCUCUCCCAACUGGUGAACAUUACAGGCCUGAAACUAAUUAAAGAAGGAACUGAAAUA
Messenger RNA from Chlorocebus sabaeus (green monkey), 4044 nucleotides. RefSeq names its product RAB29, member RAS oncogene family (gene RAB29). The record is from RefSeq and is a predicted model, not a curated record. Gene Ontology annotation, biological process: endosome to lysosome transport; phagosome-lysosome fusion. Gene Ontology annotation, molecular function: GTPase activity; GTP binding. Gene Ontology annotation, cellular component: phagocytic vesicle; lysosome; Golgi apparatus. Lineage: Eukaryota; Metazoa; Chordata; Mammalia; Primates; Cercopithecidae.